AUGGCCAAGGAAACGAUUAGGGUUGUUCUGUGCGGUGAUAAUGGUGUCGGAAAAUCAACUUUGAUCGCAUCUCUGGCGAAGGAUCGAUUCAUACCCAAUUUACAAGAAGUUCUGCCUCUUGUUACAAUCCCAAGGGACUUUUCGUCAAGCCCUUACUCGCCUAAGAACACAAUUCUCGUGGAUACCAGUAAUAACGAUCCAGCUGAACUGCAAAGAGAAUUGAAGAGCGCUGAUGUCAUUUGGCUGGUCUACAGUGAUCAUGAAUCGUAUGAGCGAGUGUCACUUUACUGGAUGAUGACAUUCAGAUCACUUGGGCUGAAUAUACCUGUUAUAUUAUGCAAAAACAAGUGCGAUGAGUAUGAAGAUUCUACCAGUCUUACAGAGUUAGAUACGCAGGAUACCAGAACGGAAGACGAAGAGUUUAUCCCAAUUUUGAUGGAAUUCAAGGAAGUGGAUACCUGUAUUAAGACAAGUGCGAGGACUCAUUUUAAUGUAAAUCAGGUGUUUUAUUUAUGCCAGAGAUCCAUAACGCAUCCAAUAGCGCCAUUAUUUGACGCACGCGUGGGAGAACUGAAGCCUUUAGUUAUUCUUGCUUUAAAAAGAAUAUUCUUCCUCUGCGAUAAUGACCAGGACGACUGUUUGAACGACGAUGAACUCUACGCCUUACAGAAAAAAUGUUUCGAUAGAAGCAUCGACGUCAAUGAAUUGAGAUUCAUUAAACAAACGCUAUCGGACAUAUCAGGACCAUCACAAGAAUAUGCCGGUUGUAACUUAUACAUACCAAAUAAAGGGCUGACGAAGUACGGAUUUCUUGUUUUGAACAAGAUAUAUGCGGAAAAGGGGAGACAUGAAACUACUUGGGGGAUACUGAGAGCAUUCCAGUAUACAGAUUCACUUUCAAUACAGGAUAAAGUGCUUUUUCCAAAGCUAAAUGUUCCAGAAACUUGUAGUAUAGAGUUGAGCCCGAAAGGCUACAGAUUCCUGGUAGAUCUUUUUUUGAGAUUUGAUCGAGAUAAUGAUGGAGGGUUGAAUGACAAAGAGUUGAACAUAUUGUUCAAAAGUACUCCAGGUGUACCGAAACUAUGGUCCGCAACUAACUUUCCGUACUCCACAGUUGUAAGCAAUAGAGGGUUCAUAACUUUGCAAGGGUGGUUGGCUCAGUGGAGUAUGACAACCUUUUUGGACUACAAGAUCACUACUGCAUAUCUAAUUUAUUUCGGCUUUCAGGAAGACGCUCGCCUGUUAUUGCAAAUAACAAAGUCUAGAAAAAUGAGAAGGAGGAUUGGAAGACUGUACAGGUCGCCAGUGACAGAUCGCAAAGUCUUCAAUUGUUUUAUCCUUGGGAAGCCUAAGAGCGGAAAAAGUGCUCUAUUGGAGUCGUUUCUGGGACGAUCAUUCAGCGACCUCUACUCUCCCACACUGAGACCUCAAAUUGCAGUUAACAGCUUAGAGUUAAAAGGAGGCAAGCAAUAUUAUUUAAUUAUGCAGGAGCUGGGUGAACAAGAAAGUGUUAUUCUCGAGAAUAAGGACAAAUUAAAAAGUUGCGACGUCCUAUGUUUAACGUAUGAUUCAAGUGAUCCUGAAUCCUUCUCCUACUUAGUGGAGCUCUUCGAAAAAUACCAUUACCUAAUGGAUUCACCAGUUAUUUUUGUUGCGUUGAAAGCUGAUCUUGAUAAAGUGCAACAGAGAUGUCAUAUCCAACCCGAUGAGUUUACAGAACAGCUGAAUCUGAGCCAUCCUUUGCAUAUAUCAUCCACAUGGCUUACCUCUUUGAAUGAACUGUGUAUGAAACUUACAGAAGCAGCACUUUUUCCCGGAAAACAUACACCAGGAUUCCCACAAGAAACAGAUACCCAAAACGCUGAUUACAGGCAAACCGCUAUGGUUGUCGCAUCUGCGGUGGGCUUUGUAGCAUUACUAAGCUUCACGCUGGUGAAGGUUAUGAGACCUUCAAAGUAUUCGGAUUAG
Molecule: messenger RNA, 1968 nt
Organism: Zygotorulaspora mrakii
Lineage: Eukaryota; Fungi; Ascomycota; Saccharomycetes; Saccharomycetales; Saccharomycetaceae
Gene: GEM1
Product: ERMES complex Ca(2+)-binding regulatory GTPase GEM1
Exons: 1
Coding region: 1-1968 (655 amino acids)
Biological process (GO): regulation of mitochondrion organization; mitochondrion organization; small GTPase-mediated signal transduction
Cellular component (GO): mitochondrial outer membrane
Molecular function (GO): calcium ion binding; GTP binding; GTPase activity
Source: RefSeq, a predicted model, not a curated record